GGCUGCUGAAGAUCGGGGAAGCUCUUUCCGCGGCUUCUCCAGACGCUCCGGCUCGUCCUCUCCUGCUCGUCCUCGGCAUGCGAGCUCUGCGGGUUCGCCCUGCCUGGUUGCCGAGGUCUCUGCUCGUCCCAGGCCUCUAAACGCCUGAUCGGAGCCGAGCGUCUCUUCGGCCGGCCUUGUGGAGGAAAGCUUCCCCGCUUCUUCCGUUGCUGCUGCACCAUGUCUGGGACUCGGAGCUGCGACGCCAAGAAAGAGGCGCAGGUGGAAGGUGGCGGCUCGUACCUGGAAGAAGGGCAGUGCGACUCGGGCAUCGGCUCAAUCCGUUCUCUGCACAGCCAGCUUGGCGAAGGCGAGCCCCGAUCUCCGUCAGCCCGAGGGCUCCCGUUGGACAAGGGUCCCGAUCCGCCAUGCAUUGGCAAGGAGGGAGCAGCAGACGCGGAUGAGAGGCUGGAUUCUAGUUAUGGCUCUUCGUCCCUCGUCGAGUCCUUGGCGGGGUGGGAAGGAGAGACCUCUAAGCCUAAAAAUGAGGAGGUGGAGGAGGGAGGAGGAGGAGAAGAAGGAGCAGAGGAGAGGCUCUGGCAGCAACUGCUGGAGGCUUUUGCUUUCGUAUCCGAGGACGGAGACACGUUGUUGCACCUGGCAAUCAUCCACUGUGUGCCCUCUUUAGCACUCUGCUGCAUUGCCCAGUUGCCUAUCGAGGUUUUGGAGAUCCAGAAUGACUUAUUCCAGACUCCGCUUCACCUGUCUGUGUACCUGGAGCAGUCCAGAGUGGUGCAAGCACUAGUCGUGAAAGGAGUGAACACAGCACUGCAAGACCGCAAUGGGAAUACCCCAAUGCACUUGGCCUGUGAGCAGCAGAAUCUGGAGUGUGUCCAGCUGCUGUUGCUGCAGGACCCGAUUUCAGAUAAGCACCUGGAGUCUAGAAAGACCCUUCAGGAUCUGCAACUCCAGAACUGGCAAGGUUUGACUUGCCUACACAUCAGCACCUUGAAAGGAAACCUGCCAUUGAUGUCAUUGCUGGUGAAGAAUGGGGCUGACAUUAAUGUUCAGGAUGGCACAAGUGGGAAGACCCCCCUGCACCUGGCAGUGGAAAACCAUGAUGAGACAGCUGUGAAGCACCUCCUGAAAAUGGGAGCCCAGGUGGAUGCCCAGAUGUACAAUGGUUGCACCCCAUUGCACCUGGCAGUAGGCAGGAAGGACGCUGCCAUUGCUGCCAUCCUCUGCCAUUCGGGGGCAGACACCUUGCUGCGGAAUAUGGAGGAUGAGACGGCCCAAGACCUGGCUGAUGGCAAUGAUGAUAUCCUUACACUCUUGCCUUUUGAUGACCUGAAAAUCUCAGGAAAGCCUGUCGUGUGCUCCAGCUGAGCAUCCUAAGACUUGAAUUGGAUAGUUAAUCUUUGGGAGAUGGACCAAACUGCUGCUGCUUUCAGUUGACAGGAGCAAAGCUGGCCAUGAUUUAGUCAUUUCCCUUAUUGCACAAUAUGAGCCUUUGUGCUUAUUCAGGCACUUUUGAUAGUACACAGGACUGUGGGAGCCGGUGCAAGAGGAAAAGUGCUCCUUGUACAUCAAUUUUCAUCCCUGGAUGGUGACGUGGAAUUUGCCUCCCUUUUGAGAGACUGAGUUCAGAAAGACGGGGCCUAUGCUUCCUCUACCUGCUUUGUAUAAAAUAGAAGAAAUCUGUAGAGACCAGAAAAGGAUGACUGUGUUUUUCCAGACUACACAGAGACUAGAGGUGGUGUCUUAGCCCACAUUCUUUUUCCUCCCUCCCACCCCUCCCCCGCAAGUCUGUGAUAGGGGGUUUCUGUCUCCAGUCUGAUAGAAUUGUUUCUUUUGUAAAGAUGCUUUCUUUCCACAUAAACAAUUUCCUGACCUGCACACUAUGGCUCAGGCCUUGUACACUGCCUUCAGAGGCCCCUCUAGGCUGCAUUGUUUUCAGGCUUCUAGUUCUGUGGUCUCCCGAUGCAGAAUUGCCCCCACCUCUCACUUUAGCUCCGCCUGUUGCCUCCCAUGGAAGAUAACCCUUGCAAAUGGAGCUGGCAGAACCAGAACUUACCUGUAGUGCUGCCAGGCUGCCUCUGGGACAGACCACUUGAAGGAUGGGCUGAUGGAGACAAAUGGGAUCUGAGUCGCUUUUGCUUCAAAUUAGCCAGUGUCCUUGAGCCCAGACCCAAUGGGAGCCCUGUUCUUUUUUAGCUCUAUUGAGAUUUACCAGCUAGUAUUACUGCUCAGGGAAGUGCCAGUUGACUAAACUGCUGUGCUGUAAAUACCACAUUUCCCUUGAAAUUGCAUUCUUAGCUGAAGCUGCAGUACAGCUCAUGAAGCAAGAAAGAGCAGGGAAAUGUCAGGGUUUGUCCGUCUUCAUCAGGGGUUGUAGGAUCCCACCUUGAACAUCACUCUUGUUCAUCUUGAACAUAAGCUUUGUAGCAGAUUUUUGUCAGGGACCAUUUUCCCAGCUUUUGUUGCCACUAGUGGGACAAGCUGCAUCAUUCCCUAGAACUGUUCUCUACAUCCUAAUUCAUGGUAAUUUAACAGUGCUGAGUUUAGGAUUGAAUCUGUUGGUCUUAACCAAGGGGUGAUCAGGCUUCCUUGCUUCCCUCUGCAUUUUCAGUGGUGAGAUUAGUGAUCCUAAGCCACCUGUUAGGAGAGCGUUGCAAAACAGGGUUUGGAAAUCAUGACCUGCAGAACUGAGGGGACUUUGGAUUGUUGUGUGUGCGUUUGUGUGUGUGUAGGGUGGCAUUUCCCCUGUUGACAGUUAUUCUGUUCCACCCAGAGGUGAUAAACUCUCUCUCUACAUGCUUGCUGAGGCUGUGAGAGAAGCAUUUGGGUCAUCAAGUGGCAGGAACAGGAGCUGCUUACAUGCAAACUUACUCUGGACAUGGGAAAUUCCCAGCUCCCUCCCUCCCACUAUUUGCUGCCUGGGAGCGGCUGUUUGUAACAUGGCAAGUCCCGGAUGGCGCAAUCAGCUGGGAUGUUUUAGGGAAAGGUUUUCCUCUUCUCUAUUUUUCAGAGGACAGGCUUCCAAGUAGCAACAACUGUAUGCACUGCAGUAACAUUUUCACCAAAGUUUUCCUUGAUCUUUGUAUUUUGUUUUGGCUUUAGAGCCUCCCUCCCCCCAGUCAAGUUUUGUUAUUUUAGAUUUCAAUUUUGUUUCUCUAUCUAUCUAUCUAUCUAUCUAUCUAUCUAUCUAUCUAUCUAUAUAAAACACUUAGGUAUGUUUCCGUAAAGGCUUCAGCUGAUACAGGUUGCUAAGCCCCUCUUCUGACUCCUCCAGGCUUUCCAAGGUAAUCCUACCCCCCUUUCUGCCUCUGCGCUCCCCCCACCCCCACAAAGGGGGCAGCGCCACGGUCCGGAGCAUGAGCGAGGCAUGACCAGGGCCCUUGGUGGCCGGGUGGGAGGCCGCUCGCCUGCUGCGAGCCCACGCCCUGGCCUAAUCUCAUGCAAGCCAGGUGGACAGCCCAAGGCUGAUAUGCUACAACAGCGUAUGUUAC
This is a messenger RNA of Elgaria multicarinata webbii, 3488 nucleotides long. RefSeq names its product NFKB inhibitor epsilon (gene NFKBIE). The record is from RefSeq and is a predicted model, not a curated record. The transcript is spliced from 6 exons. Gene Ontology annotation, molecular function: NF-kappaB binding. Gene Ontology annotation, cellular component: cytosol. Bases 220 to 1365 code for a protein of 381 amino acids. Gene Ontology annotation, biological process: cellular response to tumor necrosis factor. Lineage: Eukaryota; Metazoa; Chordata; Lepidosauria; Squamata; Anguidae.